UGAUUGGCUGCGGAGUAUAUGUGCUCCCCGGGUGAGUUGGUGGUUGUGCUUAAUACAGGUCCCUGGGAAGUCAAUCCAUCGGCCGUGUUGCAUAAAAGGCUCCUCGAACCCCGUGCUUCUAGCAUCCAGCCGCAUUUUCCCCCUCGCCUGGUUCUUCGUGUCCAAUUCAGCACAUUUGCGUUAUCUCUGCUAUCACGAUGAUCGCUCCAACAGGCCCCGUCCUCUCCUCGAACUCAGCCGUACCAAUCACCCAAUUUCAUCCCACUAUUACGCAGGAGGCUUUGGAAGAAAAAGUCAUUAUCAUUGUAGGCGGCGCCAAUGGCAUCGGCGAGAGCCUUGUCGAACUAUGCUGCCAAAAUGGCGCCUACGUAUGCAUUGGUGACAUUGACACCCCCCGUGGUGCACCCCUGAGCUUGAGAUGUUGUGAAAAGUGGCCCGUCUACUCGGACCCCAAUCUCCCUCCUAAGCCUCCUCGGUCAACCUUCCAAGCUGUCGACAUUACGGACUAUCACGCUGUUCUUAACCUGUUUGACUUUGCUUUCAAGACCUACAACCGCAUUGACCAUGUGGUCGUCACCGCUGGUAGUAUGGAGCCAAAGGAGAAUUGGUUCGACUGUACGUUGAGUCUUCAGGACAUCCGCACGCCUCCGUCCACAAAGGACCUCGAUAUCAACCUCACUGGCUCCCUCUACGUCGUCCGUGUAGCUAGUGUCUACCUCCGCCACAACCGUGGCCCGGGCGUGGACCGCUCCAUCAUCCUCUUCUCUUGCGCCGCAGGCUUCAAGGAAACCCCCGGUGUAUCUGUUUACCAGGCGGCCAAGCACGGCAUCCAAGGUCUGAUGCGCUCACUGCGCCCCUACUUCUGCUCACCUUACAAACAUAACCUCCGCAUUAAUACAAUCUGCCCCUGGAUGACCCAGACACACCCAGCAGUCACCAAAAAGCUGUGCGAUCGCUGGGAAGAGGAGGGUCUACCAAUCAGCUCCGCUCUCCAGGUCGCACAAGUCACUGCUGGUGUGCUGGUGGAUGACACCCUUAACGGCACUUCCAUGUACGUCGAAGGUGGCCGUGCCUGGGAAAUGGAGGCGAAUAUCACCCGUCUCGAGCCGCAGUGGUUGGGCGAGGCCCCAUCCAAGACAUUGACUCGGGGACAGAAAGUUUUGGAGGACGUCUGGGCCGCGUGAAUCAUCGAGAUCUCGAAUCUUCCCAACUCGCAUCGUUUCUAGUAUACCCGUACCACCAGCUAAAAGCC
Molecule: messenger RNA, 1252 nt
Organism: Aspergillus ibericus CBS 121593
Lineage: Eukaryota; Fungi; Ascomycota; Eurotiomycetes; Eurotiales; Aspergillaceae
Product: putative 3-hydroxyacyl-CoA dehydrogenase
Exons: 3
Coding region: 198-1184 (328 amino acids)
Cellular component (GO): cytoplasm
Molecular function (GO): oxidoreductase activity, acting on the CH-OH group of donors, NAD or NADP as acceptor
Source: RefSeq, a predicted model, not a curated record